Molecule: messenger RNA, 1646 nt
Organism: Pygocentrus nattereri (red-bellied piranha)
Lineage: Eukaryota; Metazoa; Chordata; Actinopteri; Characiformes; Serrasalmidae
Gene: usf1
Product: upstream transcription factor 1
Exons: 11
Coding region: 194-1123 (309 amino acids)
Biological process (GO): regulation of transcription by RNA polymerase II
Molecular function (GO): RNA polymerase II cis-regulatory region sequence-specific DNA binding; protein dimerization activity; DNA-binding transcription factor activity, RNA polymerase II-specific
Source: RefSeq, a predicted model, not a curated record
CGAUUCAUUAAGCAGGCCGUUGCGAAAGAAUCGGUUCGAUGAACUGAAUCAAACUACCGUAGACGAAGCCGUAACCCUCGCAUUAGAUUCCGCGCAUGUAAACAAUACAAUACAGGCAUAUUAAACGGCGAGCGCAGUGGGCUGGAAUAACCUGAACGAGUGACUGACGUGCUGCUUGACCCUGCCGGCAGAUAUGAAAGGGCAACAGAAAAGUUCAGACCCUGACUGCAAUGUUCCUGUAAUUGAAGAAGGUGCAGUUGCUACUGCAGAGGACCCAUCAGCAAUUGCAACCAUUCAGUCAGCUGCCACCUUCUCCUCUGAUCAGCCGAUUAAAUACCUCUUCAAGACAGAAGGAGCUGGGGGGCAGGUAGGGGAACUGUACCCUCCCACCGGACAGGUCACAUAUCGGGUAAUUCAGGUGUCAGAUGGACAGCUGGAAGCUCAAACGGAUGGCACCACGGCUGUCAGCGUAGUGGCAGGUUUUCCUGCUACAACGCAGCCUGUUACACAGGCUGUAUUCUCCCAGUCAGAAGGCUUAGAGGGAGAUGGCACAGAAACCCAUUACACGUAUUACCCAGCCACUAUUUCAGAUGGCGGAACAGGCGCUAUGGUCACUAGUGUCCAGGCACCUGACACUAUCCUCAGUCAGAGCGCACCUACAGGUCAAUUAUACGUGAUGAUGUCCCCCCAGGAAGUUCUGACGGGAACAAACCAGAGGUCUAUUGCACCUCGCACACAAACUUUUAACACUAAGUCAGAAGCACCAAGGACUUCGCGAGACGAGAAACGACGAGCCCAACAUAAUGAAGUUGAGCGACGGCGCAGAGAUAAGAUCAAUAACUGGAUCGUUCAGCUUUCCAAGACUAUUCCUGACUGUACUUUGGACUCCACCAAGACAGGGCAGAGUAAAGGCGGGAUCCUCUCAAAGGCUUGUGAUUACAUUCAGGAGCUGCGACAGAAUAAUAAUCGAUUGGCAGAGGACCUCGGCACACUCGAAAGAUUGAGGAUGGACAACCAGCUUUUACGGCAAGAAGUGGAAGACUGGAAAUCCAAGAAUCAGAUUUUGAGGAACCAGCUCAGGCAACAUGGUAUUGUGGCUGCAGCAAGUGCUGACCCCCAGUGAAGAGGGAUGUAGGGGCUGGUGAAAUGCUGCCCGUGAGCCGUCAUUGAACGUCCGUUGUGAAUGUUAGUGUCAAGACAAAUUGAGGAGUGAAAAUAAGAAGUGUUAUUAGACAUAAGACUUGAAUCAGAACGUCCCACUGGUCGAUACAAACGGCAAUCAUGGACAGUUUUAUUGCAGGAUUUAUUUGUCUGUAAUACCAGUGAGGUUCUUCUUACUGGACGGUGCAUUACUCUGUAUAUAUUUGUUUUGUACAUGUUUUUUUUACUUGUUCUAAUUAUGCCUUUGCUUUUAUGUAUUGAUAAAGUUACUGCAGUUCACUCAGAUGCACAAAACAUGAAAACUGUUAAUUUUUAACCUGAAGUACUUACUCUUGCAUGGGCUAUACUUCCUACUGGAGGGUUCAUUACUUCCAUUAAUAACAAAAUAACUGCUUUUUAUGGUAAUGUGCACAAGCAUUCUGUAUUGUAUAAUACAGUUUACAUAUGAAAUAAAUAGAUACUCCUGCCCUUUGGAACAUAAAUGA